CACUCUCUCUCUCUCUUAGGUUUAAGGGGUUAGGGUUUAGGGUUCGACUCUUCGUUAGGGUUUAGGCAUUCUCCGCGCUCCGAUUUAGGGUUUACGAUCUGAUUCUCCCCUGAUUCGCGCGGUGUACAUCGUCUUCUCCGUUGGGAGGGAGCUCUUCUUCCUUGUAGAGAAGGUGAGAGAGGUGGAUUUGUUGCUUUGCAUCCCUUCGUUCUUGGAGGUGCCAAUGGUGAAGCCAAAGAAGUUUAAGAACAAGGGAAAGGCCAAGGCCGUGGCUUCGGCGGCCGCAGCGGCAGCAGUGGGGGCUCCUCGAACCCCGGGCGCUGGGCCUUCGAAUAAAAGCAAGAAGAGGUUUAAGGCUAAGAAGAAUAAGCCCAUGGCUGUGCCUCCCUUCGCGGCGGCAUCGGUGGCGGCAGUGCCUCCCUCCGCGGCGGCAUCGGUGGCGGCAGAGGAUGGGGGAGCCCAGGCCAAGGACCUGGCCUCGGCUUCCGUUUCCGCCUCCGCAUCUAAAUCGGCAGCUGCGGUUGUUAAUAGCAAAGGAGAGGAGCGUAAGGGCUCCGCGUCCAAACCUGCGGUUGACGGUAAUAAGGUAAAUAAGAAAGGAGAUGCGAAUAAGGUUAAGGAGCCUGUGGAGAAGAGCUCGGGGUUCAUCUUUAUGUGCAGUGCGAGGACGAAGCCGGAGUGCUACCGCUACCGGGUCUUUGGGCUUCCUAGGUGGAGAAUUGAGGACGUCGAGAAGAUCAAGCUUGGGGCCAAGCUAUUCCUCUAUGACUUUGAUUUGAAGCUUCUGUAUGGGGUGUACAGGGCUACAUCAAAAGGUGGGCUCAACCUGGCUCCGGAGGCGUUCAACGGAGCAUUUCCUUCUCAGGUAAAAUUUAGGAUUGACAAGGAUUGUCUUCCUUUACCGGAGGGCACUUUUAAGCAUGCUAUAGAAGACAACUACAAGUCAAAGGGCAAGUUCACCCCUCAGCUUAACUCAAAACAAGUCCGUAAAUUGCUGGACUUAUUCAGGCCCAUUAAUUUAGUGUCGCCGCCAGCACCCGUGCAGUACAUUGAGAGGCUUCCCCCACCUCCUGUUGUUCAUUUGCCGCCUCCCGAGGAUCCGUAUAGAUGCGGACAGGUGUUACAAGCUCCACCUCAAGUCGAGCCCCAAUAUGUGUAUCAGCCUCUCCCUCGUGCACCUGACCCAUAUGCACAUCAACCUCCUUUUCGUGUAGCUGAUCCAUACGCACAUCAACCUCCUUUUCGUGUAGCUGAUCCAUACGCACAUCAACCUCUCCCUCUUCCAGCUGAUCCAUAUGCACAUCAACCUCCCCCUCUUGUAGCGGAUCCAUACGCACAUCAACCUCCUCCGGUUGUAGUUGAUCCAUAUGCACACCACCGAUUUGCACCUGCUGCUCCGGAACCUCCACCUGUUCAUGUGGCCGUCCUGCCUCCUAAUGAUCCAUAUUAUCCAGCUCCCGUAAGUGAUCCAUAUCAAGUGGAAGCUGUGCGAGCUUACUAUCCUGAAAACCCUGUUCAAGCUGAGCGUAUUGCGUAUAGACUCGUCCCUGAGGUGAUUCCGAGGGACCAGCUCCAAGGAAGGGACUACCGGCAAUUAACGGCCCGGGAGGGCGAAGUGGCCCCUCCGCCGCCGCCGCCGCCUCGAUCUGAUCAUGUGCACGAGAUGUACUACCCCGAGCGGUCUGCCAUCAGCCACGCGCCGACACAUUCCGCAGCAGCUGAGUUGGCUCCUCAGCAAGCCCUGCCCCCUCCCUCUCAGCAGACCUAUUACACGACAGUCUAUGAGGAUCCGAACCGCGCAUAUGCUGCCGAGAGCUUGCGGAGGCCGGUCUCAAGCCGUGUUGAUUUGCAGAACAUGCCCGUCUCCUCCCUCUACUCGUUCGCGGGACCUUCCCCCGCAUACCGCUGAUGUUCCAGAGGAUUCUAGAAGUCACUGGUUUGUAUGUCUAACUUCUGUAAGCGCUCUUGCAUCUCUCUCUCUCUAUAUCUCUCUUGGGCCCAACUGUUAGGACUGUCUUGCCAUGUUACAAGAUGAUGGUUGCUCUGAUGAAAAUUGCAGCUCUGCAAAUCUUGUGAAUUGGAAAAAAAUGAAAAAUUGCUUGUGCUCUUCUAUGCUUGAUUAUUUUGUUAGAAAAUAAUUGCUAUAUUCGAUUCGAUUCCUCAAACUUCAAUUUUCUGUUCUGAUUUGAAUUGUUGCGAUCGGUUAAAUCAAGAAUUUUGUUGAA
This is a messenger RNA of Ananas comosus (pineapple), 2225 nucleotides long. RefSeq names its product proline-rich protein 4-like. The record is from RefSeq and is a predicted model, not a curated record. Lineage: Eukaryota; Viridiplantae; Streptophyta; Magnoliopsida; Poales; Bromeliaceae. The coding region runs from base 224 to 1909 and encodes 561 amino acids. The transcript is spliced from 4 exons.